Messenger RNA from Asparagus officinalis (garden asparagus), 882 nucleotides. RefSeq lists its product as uncharacterized. The coding region runs from base 1 to 882 and encodes 293 amino acids. The transcript is spliced from 7 exons. NCBI's taxonomy places the organism in Eukaryota, Viridiplantae, Streptophyta, Magnoliopsida, Asparagales, Asparagaceae. The record is from RefSeq and is a predicted model, not a curated record.
AUGAUCAUUGUUAGAAAGAAAGUUGCAACCGAAGCGAGGGAUAGAGAAGUGGCGAGAGGGGCAAAGCGAGAUGCAACUGGACCGGGAGGACGUGGUGGAAGCAAGCCUGAUUCCAAACAGGCACCGAGAGGCUUUCGGGGAAUUCUUCAGUGGGUUGAUAACUUGCCGAUCGGCCCGUGGUCAAAAAAAUUUAAUAACUACAUCGGCGUUUUAGUACGGCGGGUCCAAGUCAUAAACCCGUACUUCAAAUUCAAGGAGCUUCCCUGGUCCGCAUACGAGGAUAUAUGGAGAGAGUUGAUGAAAUUCUAUUGUCUUGAGGACUACCCUGGGGCGUGGCACUAUGUUUUCAAUAUCAAAGUUGAGGUCGUGCUCAAACAGUGGCGACAUGAGCUGAAGAUAUCAACAUAUGAUAAAUAUACCCAAGAUUGGCAGAGAUUUUUAAAUCUCGAUGAGAGGGUGGAUCUCGAUCAUUUCACGGCUCUUCUUUUUUAUUGGGAUACCGAGUCCGCACAGGAUAAAUCUAAGAAGGGCUCGACGAACCAACAUAGCAAGCGCAAGCUUGACCACCACUUGGGAUCGAUGUCCUUUGCCAAUCUUGAGUAUAGAUAUUGUCGAGACACGGGGAAGCCGAUAAUGCCGAUCAAUUUGAAGGCAAAGUUAGCUUACGGCAUCUUUCACUCAACAUAUAAAGAUGAAGAGAAGAUUAAAGAAAACAUGGUGUUGGUGGAUAAUAUUGCUGCCGCGUCGAAGGAUGCAGCACUACGUUCUACCCAAGAAGCUGCUGAUGACCCUCAUGUUUUGUCAAGAGAGGAAAAUAAUGCUAUUGCAAUGAAUGUGAUGGGGUAUAAUAACCGGGGCUGGACUUGCUGGAGGAAGCAGUAG